This is a messenger RNA of Micromonas commoda, 1668 nucleotides long. RefSeq lists its product with no specific name. The coding region runs from base 1 to 1668 and encodes 555 amino acids. The record is from RefSeq and is a predicted model, not a curated record. The transcript has 3 exons. NCBI's taxonomy places the organism in Eukaryota, Viridiplantae, Chlorophyta, Mamiellophyceae, Mamiellales, Mamiellaceae.
AUGGAGGCUCCCCUCGAGAAGCAGGGCUCCAUGCGCGUCUACAACAGUCACCUGAUGGACAGUCUGCUCAAGGACGAGGACGAGGCGUUCGACGAUCGCUUCAACGAUGCGCAUAGAUCCCCCAUGGCGCUCGAUGGAAGCGACGACGACGACGACGACGACGACGACGACGACGAAGAUCCCGCGUUCGGCUCGAUCCGACGCGCGCGCCGUGUCGCCGAUUCCCCUCACGAGCCCGCGGUGCUCACCCCGACCAAGGCGCCGACCCCGAAGAGGCGCGACGGAUUCGGCGGCAUCCGCGGCCAGUCGUCCGAAGACGAGGACUCGUCGGACGACGACGACGACGACGACGACGACUCCGAAUCGGGCGGACCCGCGGAGGAUUCCGACUCGGGCUCCGAGGGCGAGAUCGACCCGAACGGCAAGCCCCUGACGCGGCACGAGCUCCGCGAGAUGAUCAGGAAGGAGAACGACAAGCGCCAGUACUUCGUCAGCGAGGAGUUCAAGCGCGAGGUGUUUCGAAAGAAGGUGGAGAAGGAGCACGCGGCGCACGAGAGGUUCGAGAAGAUGCUCGGGUCGGUCAUGGAGGGCAUCGACGGCGGCGGGUUGGUGGCGGACACCAACGAGAAGGUGUACCGACGCGAGGUGGCGCACGAUAAGAAGACGAAGGCGAUCCACGCCGAGUGGGAACGGGAGAUAUUCGCCAAGAUAUCGGAGCAGAUCAAGGCGCAGGUUGACAAGAUCGACGCGCGGGACCUGAACACGCGGCUGGUAAACGCGGACGAGACAUACCGAUCGACGGUGAACCGAAAGAUGAGCUACCAUCCCAAGGCGGGUCUCUUCCUGGACACCAUCUUGGGGCACGAUUACGACCCGUUCGAGCACCAGCCGGAGUGGUUCAAGUACCACGUCGACGCGCUGAGGGAUCCCAUGAAGCGGGACCUGCACAAGAGCAUCAAGGAGGAUCUGGCGGCGGGCUUGAUCACGUUGGAGAAGGCGAGGAUCCUCGCCAAGCUGGAGGCUAAGCUCCGGGACACCGCCGCGCCGGCGAGCGCCAUCUGGAGCAACGGCGACUACACCAUGUACGGCAGGUACACGGACGCGGACGGCGAGGAGCUUCCCCCGGACGCCCCCAUACCGGGUUUCUUCAGGCAGGGCCAGCACCUGUGGAACAGACACGACGUCGAGCGUAACAAGCAGGACCACUUCGACUUCCCGGUAGGUAACGAACACGCCGAGGCGGAGUGGCGGCGAACCGCGGCGCACCGGCGCGCCGGCGUGGCGGACCACAACGCGGGCGGAUUGAGGGACAUGGGCAAGCUGCUGGGGCUGGCGGGUGUGGUGGAGCACGGCCCGGGCGCGGACACCGGUACGGACCGGUGGCUGGAAAAGUCACGGAAGAAGCAGUGGGACGCGUCGCGGGGGUUGCCGGGGCACGACCGACGGAACCUGAACGACGUCAUGCAGCAAAAGAAGGGCGGAGGACGCGGGUUCGACGGGACGGACGCGUGGUUGGCGAGGAAAGGCAAACACUGCUUCCAGGAGCUGCCGAUUCAGAAGAGCAACCGGAAGAGGUCGGGGACAAGUGGCUGGACACCAAGCUCAAGAACCCGGUGCGGCACAGGCGGUACAGCGGACAUCCCGACGGCGAUAUCUACGGCCUCCUGA